Molecule: messenger RNA, 888 nt
Organism: Auanema sp. JU1783
Lineage: Eukaryota; Metazoa; Nematoda; Chromadorea; Rhabditida; Rhabditidae
Source: the annotation of a GenBank genome assembly
AUGAUCAACACUUUCCUUCUUCUUUUACUUCCGAUUGUUGUCUCAUCAUCACCUACAUUCUGCCAUUGUCCUAGUGGUUCAUAUGGAAUGACUUGCCCCAAUCCAAUACAGCUGAACUGCCCUCCAGCACCACAAUGUCCACCUGCUCCUCCAUGCAACCCCUUCCCAACUCUUCCUCCAUUCGAUCAUAACAAUGCCAUUCAGGGAAUCGCUCAAUUUACUUUCCCAACCUUGGCUCCAAUUGGACAAGGCUUAGGACAAGCUACACCAGCCCCAGUAACUCCACUUCCUUUACCUGUUGCACCACCAUCAAACGGACAAGAAAGUCUUCUUCUCAUUGGCAGCCCAGCUGCUUCUCAGGUUCCUCCACCUCCACCUCCACCACCAGUUCCAGCUGCUCCUCUGCCAACUUAUCCACAACAACCAUAUCAGACUCAGCCAGUACAAGUAAGUGUACAAGCUUCCCCACAAUACGUUGAGGCACCUGUUGAUGCCACCACUAAAGCUACAACCUUGGCAGGAGAACUAUACGUAGAAGCUGAAUCCCCAGAAGAACCUACCCUACAAAAUACUGGAACUGUGUUUGAAAAUGAACCAAAUAACGGAUUCCGUCAACCAGUCAAGAGAGAUUCAGAUGGAGAUUCAACCUUAUUAACCGACAAAUGCAACGACAAACGAUUGAAGAAAAUAAUUGAAGAGAACUGUGACAGCAACCCUUCAAGUUCUAAGAGAAAAAUCCAGAAAGCAGCAACUGAAGAAAUUGGUGGCUUGUUUGAUGUCAUCUGUUCAUCACAUGAUUUCUCAUAUUUGGCUAAUACCCAGCUAUUCUGUGAAGCUGGUAAUGAAGAUGUGACUUGCUUCGCAUUCCUCCAUUCAAUCAUUCAAUAG